AUGCCGCAGAUCAGGAAGCAGAGGACAUGGCAAAGCACACAGGAAUUCAAUGGAGAUAGCAGGGAUGCGGAGCAGGUCGUAAGGGCCUGGACGAUGAAAUCGCUUUGGGUAGCUGAACUGGAUGUUCUGCAGUGGGGAUGCUUGGACGUUGAAUGGGGCGCUAAGCACCCAACGGAUAUGUUCUACAAUAGGGCAACAAACCGCCACAAAGACGAUAGUCUAGUGUUACAUGCGCAGGGCUAUGAAUGUAAGGCAUCGGCUCAGGAACGGCCCUAUAUAUCUCGUCCAUCCAGGACGCAGCAGCUAGCAAACCCCAAACUGGUGCCGGAGCUAAUGAGCGAUGUUCCGAAUGAUCUAUUACGAACAAAGGGUGUAGCUGAUGAACAGCUAGCGCUGAAAGAGAAUGAACGGAGUCGCAAAAGGGACUCCGAUUAUGAUGAUAGAGACCACGAAGGUAUUCGGGGGCAUUCCAGAAAACGGGCAAGAUCCGUUUCUCCAGCGUACUCAGCAGAUUCCGUUUCCACGAUUUCAACAAACCGAUCCUGGUCUCGAUCUCCACGGCGAAAACGGGACCUAUCACCAUCGCCGGGUAGGUCGAGGGAGCGGAAAAGGAAAAUAAACGAAAGUUUUUCAAGAGCUUCCCAUCUCUCUGCUUCUCCUGUUGAGAAAAAGAGAACACCUUCCAAAGCAACAGAUCGAAAUAAAAGGCGGAGAAUGAGGUCGCAGAGUCCCCAUGAACGAGGCCGGCAGUAUGACCCAGACAGACGAGGGAGCUGGAGAAACAGGUCGCAAAGCCAGAGUAUGGAUAGAAGUUCGAUUGCGAAACAACGGUGGUCUUUGACUCCUGAUGGCAUGGAUCGAAAUGGUGGAUAUACAGACCGUGAUCGUUCUCAUCAGCCACGCAGCCAGGAGAGGUUCCAGGAAAGACCACGGAGCAUUCGGAAUCAUGAGCCUCCUUAUCGUGGGGCGAGAGGCGUUCUUCGGAGUCCACCCUCGCCCAGGGAGCGAAGUCUAAGCCCCUUCAGCAAACGACUGGCUCUUACCCAGGCCAUGAAUAUGAAUAGGUAG
Messenger RNA from Paracoccidioides lutzii Pb01, 1068 nucleotides. RefSeq lists its product as hypothetical. Bases 1 to 1068 code for a protein of 355 amino acids. The transcript is spliced from 6 exons. The record is from RefSeq and is a predicted model, not a curated record.